Molecule: messenger RNA, 1032 nt
Organism: Jaminaea rosea
Lineage: Eukaryota; Fungi; Basidiomycota; Exobasidiomycetes; Microstromatales
Exons: 3
Coding region: 1-1032 (343 amino acids)
Cellular component (GO): striated muscle dense body; nucleolus; catalytic step 2 spliceosome
Molecular function (GO): actin filament binding
Source: RefSeq, a predicted model, not a curated record
AUGUCAAUGCGCCUACACUUCAAAGGCGACAAGCCGGAUAAGAAGAAGAAGAAGCGCUCCCACAGGCACGAAGAUGAAGAUCGAGGCGAGGGAUCGUCUCGCAGGCGCAAGAGCAAGAGGGAUGAAAAUGAUAGCGCCGAGUCUGACGUAGAGGAUGUAGGAGGGGACGAGACUGCUUGGGUCCUCGCGCAGCGUCCUGAGGAUCUCACAGGCCCUCUGCUCCUGUACCAACGAUUGACAUCUUCCUCACGGCUCAUCGCAGUCACCCUCAAUCCCACUAUCACUCGCAUGGACCUCAGCACGCUCCCUCCUCCCCCUUCCCUCUCCACCUCGCUAGCUGACCUACCGCCGGAGGCCGUAGAGGGAGCCACGAUCGUCGACUCGGCUGAGGGGGUAGCAACUGGAGAUGGCAGCGAAGACGCUGGCAUCGGCCCUUCGUCCAUGCAGCAGGUUCUCGUAGCCAACAGAGUGCUGGAUACGGUAGAUCCGCCCCGCUUCACGCUGAGGACAACACAGCACCGUUUCGUAGGCGCGGAUAAGCAUGGCGCUGUACUCUGUUCCGCGGAAGCCCGCGGUCCGCAAGAAGAAUGGGCAGUUGUCAGCGCAGGCUACGGGUCAAAGCUAGCGUUCCGCAAUCAUGUACACGGUACCUAUCUCUCAUGGGAUGAGAUCGCAGGUGGGAAGCUCGUGCUGCGCUGUGACUCGCAGGACCUCAAUGGGGAAGGUGACGCUUGGAGCGCCAAGGUGCAAUGGAAGUUUCGGCACAAUGCUCGCAAGGCUGAGCGGGCGAGGGAGAUCGGCAAGGGCGGGCUUGUGGGUGUGGGGAAGAAGUUGAGGAUCGAUCAAGGGGAGGUGGACGAGGCCUCGCUCAGCAAGUCUCGCCAGGGUCACUCGCUAGGCAAGGUCAUGACAUAUUCGUCGGGCGACGCGAGGAGUGACCGCAAGGCGUUGAAGAAGGCACAGAAGGAGGGGAGGGCGGCAGAGGAGCUGCUUGAUCGCCGCGUCAAAAUGAAGAGCGACAAGUUCGCGUGA